AUGGCUCUGAUCACUGACAAGCUCAUUUACUACGCUGGACCCUCAGACCUCAGACCCCCUCAGACCCUGGACCCUCAGACCCUGGACCCUCAGCUGGAUUCUCAGACCCCCUCAGACCCUGGACCCUCAGACCCUGGACCCUCAGCUGGAUUCUCAGACCCCCUCAGACCCUGGACCCUCAGACCCUGGACCCUCAGACCCUCGACCCUCAGACCCUGGACCCUCAGACCCUGGACCCUCAGACCCUGGACCCUCAGACGCUGGACCCUCAGACCUCAGACCCCCUCAGACCCUGGACCCUCAGACCCUGGACCCUCAGCUGGAUUCUCAGACCCCCUCAGACCCUGGACCCUCAGACCCUGGACCCUCAGCUGGAUUCUCAGACCCCCUCAGACCCUGGACCCUCAGACCCUGGACCCUCAGACCCUCGACCCUCAGACCCUGGACCCUCAGACCCUGGACCCUCAGACCCUGGACCCUCAGACCCUGGACCGUCGCAGAGGAAGUGUCUCUUACUUGGAGCAGCAGAGAAUCCUCAAAAUCGAUACGUUUCCAGAGAAAUGA
Molecule: messenger RNA, 564 nt
Organism: Knipowitschia caucasica
Lineage: Eukaryota; Metazoa; Chordata; Actinopteri; Gobiiformes; Gobiidae
Source: the annotation of a GenBank genome assembly